AUGACAGACAAAACGGUUCGUAAGGGUGAUGACUAUAAAAGAAACUUUGACGUCGAUUGGUACUUGAAAUGCUGCUUCUCAACACCCUUGGAAUGUCCGGAAGAGGGAGAUACUUCAUACACUUUUUUAUUAGACGAACUUCAUAAAACGUAUAGUUCAGGGAAAGUGAAGGGAAAACGAUUUCUCGAGUUUGGAAGUGGUCCUACAGUACAUACACUGUUUAGUGCCAGGAAUGCUGUCGAAGAAAUUACUUGUUGUGAGUUUGCUGAGUGCAAUAGAAAACAAAUUGAAAAAUGGUGGAAAAAAGAGUGUGACGCAUUUGAUUGGAGUGUUGUACUGAAGCACGUUGCUCAGCUUGAACAACAUCGUGACCAUGAGCGCAUUGCUGCCGAAGUUCGUGAAAAGCUUCAAGAAGUUUUACCAUGUGAUGUUCGUCUGCAAAAUCCAUUGAGCCCCAACAUCCGGGAGCCAUAUGACGUCAUCACGACCAGCUUUACCUUGGAGGCAGCUUGUGAGUCAAUUGACCAGUACAACGAGGCAGUUGCCAAUGUGUCAUCUUUGAUUCGACAAGGUGGUCAUUUGAUUAUGUUUGGCGCACUGAGUCAAUCGUUUUAUGUUGUCAACAAAGAACGUUUCUUUUCUCUUCGACUAGAAACUGGAGAUAUCGAGAAUGCUUUAAAACUAGCAGGGUUUGAAAAUAUAGAAACAAAAGUAUGUCCACUUGAAUAUCAGUUGGAUAUGUGCGACCUUAAGGGAAUAUUUUACACAACAUGUAUGAAACGAUAACAGCUUACAUAUGAUUCUAGUUUUGAUAUUAGUAGAAAUUCAGAAAUCACCUAGAUUUGAUGUUAUAUUGCAAUGACACAAUCCCUAUAAAUGUACAGUCACGUCAAUUUAUGGUACAUGACAUGCACAUGGCUGAAUCCAUGGAUUUCGAAUU
Messenger RNA from Owenia fusiformis, 940 nucleotides. Lineage: Eukaryota; Metazoa; Annelida; Polychaeta; Sabellida; Oweniidae. The record is from the annotation of a GenBank genome assembly.